AUGGGCACUAUGCUUCAUUACGCCGUCACUGGUGCAUUCAUCAGUACUGCUGUUGUCAUCGGUGUGACAUUCGUGAUCAUCUUUGACGUUAUCAAUGACAUCAACGAAUUCCAGAGGGACAUCGAAAAAGAUCUCGAUCAGUUCAAGCUCAUUGCCAACGAUGCAUGGAAGACAAUGAUGGGAGCUCAACAAAAUGAAAACGCUACGGCAUUUGGCUCGAUUAGAAUCCGAAGAGGUGGUAGCUACAAUGUCGGCGCUGGUGGCGGCUCCUACAGGGCUGGCGGUUCUUACGCAGGUGGAGGUGGUGGCGGUGGUGGCUAUAGAGCCGGCGGUUCUUAUGCAGGUGGCAGUAGUGGCGGUUACGCACGUGGAGGCGGCUGUCAAUGCGCAGCUCAAGCUGCAGGUUGCCCACGAGGGCCACCAGGACCUCCCGGCCUACCGGGACUACAAGGAGAAGACGGUGAACCAGGUCUUCCUGGAAGGCCAGGCGGAGCCGCUGUAGCUGCAGAAGGAUCUCAUUCUAGUGGAUGCAUUCAGUGUCCAGCUGGACCACCAGGUCCACCCGGACCUGAUGGAGGUCCUGGUCCGGCUGGAGCUCCAGGAAACCCCGGACAAGACGGAGAAAGCUUGGGAGGAGGCAUGCCAGGACCUCCUGGUCCUCCCGGAGCACCUGGCGCAGAUGGACAAAAUGGUAUGCCUGGAAAUGAUGGAGCACCCGGUGCACCAGGAACGAGGUCAUCCAGUCUACCAGGGCCAGCAGGACCAGCCGGACCAGCUGGAGCACCUGGAAUGCCAGGGCAACCUGGCGGCUUCAACGGAGUAGGACGACCAGGCCCUGCUGGACCACCUGGUCCCCGUGGUAACAACGGAGCACCAGGAGCACCAGGAGCUCCUGGAGCACCCGGCUCUCAUGGAGGACCAGGAUCUGAUGCCGCGUACUGCCCAUGUCCUCCACGUGCUGGAGGGGGAGCCCCUAUGGGUACAAUGCUUCAUUACGCUGUCACUGGUGCACUCAUCAGUACUACUGUUAUAAUCGGUGUGACAUUCGUAGUCAUCUUCGACAUUAUCAACGACAUCAACGAAUUCCAGAAGGAUGUCGAGAAAGAUCUCGAUCAAUUCAAGCUCAUUGCAAACGACGCUUGGAAGACAAUGAUGGGAGCCCAACAAAAUGAAGGCGCUACGGCCUUUGGCUCGAUCAGAAUUCGAAGAGGUGGCAGCUACAAUGUUGGCAGUAAUGGUGGUUCUUCCUAUAGAGCCGGGGGCUCCUACGCAAGUGGCAGUAGUGGCGGUUACGCACGUGGCGGCGGCUGUCAAUGCGCAGCUCAAGCUUCAGGUUGUCCACGAGGACCACCAGCUGUAAAUUUUAAUUGUAAAACUCGUACAACUCUUGAAGGACCUCCCGGCCUACCCGGAAUGCCAGGAGAAGACGGAGAACCAGGUCUUCCUGGACAAGCAGGUGGAGCCGGAAUGGCUGCAGAAGGAUCAUAUUCCAAUGGAUGCAUAAAAUGUCCAGCUGGACCACCAGGUCCACCCGGACCAGAUGGGGGUCCUGGCCCGGCUGGACCGCCAGGAAAUCCCGGACAAGACGGAGAAAGCAUGGGAGCAGGCAUGCCAGGACCUCCUGGUCCUCCUGGACCACCUGGAGCCGAUGGACAAAAUGGUAUGCCCGGAGAUGAUGGAGCACCUGGAGCACCAGGAACGAGGUCAUCUGGUCUACCGGGACCAGCAGGACCACCCGGACCAGCUGGAGCACCUGGAAUGCCAGGAGAGGAUGGCGGUUACAAUGCAGGAGGAAGUCCAGGGCCUGCUGGGCCACCUGGUGCCCCUGGUAACGACGGAGCACCGGGAACACCAGGAGCUCCUGGAGCACCUGGCUCCGAUGGAGGGCCAGGAACUGAUGCUGCAUACUGCCCGUGUCCUCCACGUGCUGGAAAACCAACUGUAAGUGCGCUAGCCUAUAACACUGGAAAAUCAUAUUCAACAGGUGGAAGCAGAGCUAGUAGCUACAGUGGACCAGUGAAAGUUGGAAGGCCAUCAGGAGGCAGUUACAAUCAAGGCGCUCGAGGCUCGUACAAAAGACGUCGCGUCGUUCACGCUACUGCUUAG
This is a messenger RNA of Haemonchus placei, 2106 nucleotides long. NCBI's taxonomy places the organism in Eukaryota, Metazoa, Nematoda, Chromadorea, Rhabditida, Trichostrongylidae. The record is from the annotation of a GenBank genome assembly.